UUAUUGUCGUUUGCUAGGUAAUACUUUAAACUUGCAUUUCGUAUGACAUUUCAUUUAGUUAAAACAUUCGUAUUUCGCGGCAAGAUAUGUAGCGGGAAAGUGGUGGGAAGGUAAAAACUUCAUUCGCGCCCAUCUUGGCACACUUGUACAAUUGCGAUCGUUCAUUGGUCAUACCGAAAAGGAAAGCCUUCUUCUAUGUGUAUUGUACUAUGUUUUUAUUUCAGAGAUUGAUCUUGCUGUAGCGUUGUUUGCUGAAGAAGCUGCGAAGUAAGGUAGUUUAAUAUAUGGAAACUGUAUUUCCAGAGGAUUAUCCGAAAAGUGCAUAAGGUGUUUAUUAUAUAGGCAAGAGGAACUCAAAAAGAAAGAAUUCAUUUGUGAAAAGAAUACCGUUUUGUUAGUGAAUCUUCCUCAUCAUGACUUCUGCUCUGUAUUUGGAACACUACUUAGAUAGUCUGGAACAUUUGCCAAUUGAAUUGCAGAGGAAUUUUACCUUAAUGAGAGACUUAGAUGCCAGAGCCCAAGGACUGAUGCGCAAUAUUGACCGGCUUGCCGGAGAAUAUCUAAAGAAUAUAAAGUCACUCUCUCCAGAGAAAAAGAAAGAGCAAAUGAACACCAUUCAAAACCUUUUCAACAAAGCAAAAGAGUAUGGAGAUGAUAAAGUGCAACUUGCUAUUCAGACCUACGAGUUGGUUGAUAAACACAUCAGGAGAUUGGAUUCAGAUUUAGCCAGGUUUGAAGCAGAAAUUCAAGAUAAGGCUAUGAGCAACUCAAGAAAUCAAGAGGAAACUGGCACUACUAAAAAGGGUCGAAAGAAACAGAAAGAUAAGGAAAAGAAGAAGCGUGCGGGUGCAGCGUCUUCAGAAGAAGAAGUCACCACUAAAUCCUCUCGCAAGAAACAGAAGAAAGGAGGUGGUGGCGGGGGUGGAGGAGGCGGCUCAGGGUUGGGCUCUGGAGGUGGGGCUGGCGGCUCAGGGGGCCUAGACAAUCCACUGAUGAGUGUCCUGCCAGGCCUUGCCCAUCCUUCAGAUGUCUUGGACAUGCCUGUCGAUCCCAAUGAGCCGACUUAUUGCUUGUGCCAUCAAGUUUCUUAUGGAGAAAUGAUAGGAUGUGACAAUCCUGAUUGUCCAAUUGAAUGGUUCCAUUUUGCCUGUGUUGGACUCACAACAAAACCAAAAGGGAAAUGGUUUUGUCCUAAAUGUACAGCGGACCGAAAGAAGAAAUGAAAGUUGUCUUUGUAGGUUAUAUUUUUCCAUUUGUUAUGGAAUGUACAUAGUAUUGUAAUUUUUAUAUUUUUUUAUAUCGUUGUUCUGUAUAAAAAAUUAAUCAUAUUAAUUUAAAUGUACAUUAUUGUAAACAUUCCAUUUCAAUUGUACAGGUCUUAUUUAAAAAAUGUCUAGAAGUGUGUGUUGCAUAUUGCAAAUUUGAGAUUAUUAAAGGUUUUUGCAUGGUUUUGUUAUUCGAAAAUUAGAGGUAAUUUUAUGGAAAUAUAGUGAAGACUGUUUCUUAAUGAGAGAUGAGAACAAUUUGAACAUUUUCAAUAACACAGUAGAAAAAACUUAGCACAGAUUCUACCAUAAAUCAACUUUUUAGGUAUUUUUCUGCAACCUUAUUUUAAUACCUGCCUUUCAAAAUACUUUGUUGGAAAAUUUUAUUUCUGAUGAACUUGGUGUAAGCAAGUUUUCAAUGUUUUUUCAAAUGUUUGUGGAUAUGAUGGGAGUUCCCAAAAGCCCUUCAUAACUCUUCUGUAUUCAUUAUCACAUGUGUGCUGCAAUAAGAGUUGAAAAUAAAAGGAAUGAUUGUAAUAUGUAGUUAAUAUUGUUUAUUGGUACUUUAUUCCUAAUCAUCUUUGGUGGCCAAUAAAAUGCCCACAUAUUUCCGGUGGCUCUAUAUUUUACCUGGUGCAAAUUACGACUUGUAUUCGACAGGGGUGCAAUCUGUAUUCUGUGUAUGUGUGUUACUUACUUCAAAUAUACAUAAAUUGACGAAAAAAUAAGCAGUCUCAGCUGUGGCCAUGUCAAGAUGUCUGUGGUUUUGUUAGAUACCCAGGAACUCUGGGAAUUUCAUUAGUUCUUUGACAGCAUUUGGUCGGAG
Molecule: messenger RNA, 2091 nt
Organism: Gryllus bimaculatus (two-spotted cricket)
Lineage: Eukaryota; Metazoa; Arthropoda; Insecta; Orthoptera; Gryllidae
Source: the annotation of a GenBank genome assembly